GCUAAUGAACCGGAAAAGCGGAAGACUUGUCAUAUUGCAAUUUCUCAGCUUCGAAACUAAACCUAAUCAGAGUUGCUAGUUUCCUCCCAGAUUCGUGUUUCAGCUCCAAGGUUUUCUUGCGUGCUCUUUUGCUCCAAGUCAGUACUAUUUAUUAGCGAUGGCGGAUGAAGAACCCGUUGAUCAGAAAAGGUAUCUCGAAGAAGCUUGCAAACCCAAGUGUGUGAAGCCACUACUUGAAUAUCAGGCGUGCGUGAAGAGAAUCCAAGGGGAUGACAGUGGUCAUAAGCAUUGCACUGGACAAUAUUUUGAUUAUUGGUCUUGCAUUGACAAAUGUGUUGCACCAAAAUUAUUUACAAAACUAAAGUAAUGGAGAGUUGUUAGGGAUGUGGGGAUCCUAUCCUUUUGCUUGCAGCAUUUUUCUGAUUUUUUAUGCAAUGUCGUUUUGUGGACUUGAUUUUUGCAUCUACAAAAAAUGCCAAGGGCUGUGCAAUUUUAUAAAAACUAUGAUAGACCUUUAACCAUGGUCAAUAAGAAAGGAUCUUGGAUUCACUUUUGGAGCUUGUGAAAACUUCGUCCUUGAAUUUUAUGAUUGCUUUAUAUAAGCAUUAGUGAUCGAUUGAAUCCAGUAGUAAUUUCAGAAAACAAAUGUUUAGCAACAUUGUACCAUGUUGAAUUUGCUGUUCCCCCUUGGUUUAUCAAAUGGCCGUGUAGUUUGAGACUAGGUAGCCGAUUGAGGUUCAAUUUGGCAGAAGUAGAUGAUCCCUUUUUGUUCUAAUACUUUUGUAUUAGAUAACAUGUUUCAUCUUGAAAUUAAUUGGUAAUGAGAAAAAUAGUUCAUGUAUCUUGUAAACAA
Molecule: messenger RNA, 853 nt
Organism: Benincasa hispida (wax gourd)
Lineage: Eukaryota; Viridiplantae; Streptophyta; Magnoliopsida; Cucurbitales; Cucurbitaceae
Product: Ubiquinol-cytochrome C reductase hinge protein
Biological process (GO): mitochondrial electron transport, ubiquinol to cytochrome c
Cellular component (GO): respiratory chain complex III
Source: RefSeq, a predicted model, not a curated record